Molecule: messenger RNA, 5327 nt
Organism: Anopheles funestus (African malaria mosquito)
Lineage: Eukaryota; Metazoa; Arthropoda; Insecta; Diptera; Culicidae
Gene: IntS6
Product: integrator complex subunit 6
Exons: 4
Coding region: 751-5193 (1480 amino acids)
Biological process (GO): snRNA 3'-end processing
Cellular component (GO): integrator complex
Source: RefSeq, a predicted model, not a curated record
GCGCACUCCCAUAGGCAUAUGCAGUUUCACCCAUGAGGGAAUCAUAGCCACCGUGUAAAUUUCCACCUGGUUUUUGGUGGUUUCAUACAAUUAUUGACAAACUCGCAUUGGUGUUUGUGUCCUGUGCAUAGCGCAAGGGGAUGGGUUUCUUGUGGUUUCUCUGUGAAGCGAUCGUUAAUGUUUAUUGCAAAAAAUAGAGUGAUGUUUCACUCGGGGCGUUCGUACUUCUGGUAUGUUCAAUGUGUGGUCUCAACAAGUUGUGAUGUGAUGCUGUUAAUACUUGUAUUUUAAGUUGUGACUUUCUUCCAACUCUAUCAGAUUUGCUUGUGUAAAUGUUAGCUGAAGGUGAAGGAUGUAUACAUUCAAGUUUGAAUGAUGUGGACGUUCAUAGCGUACGCGAUGAAAUCUGGCCAGUCAUUUAACUCGUCCCGUAAAUGACUGGGAAUCGAAAGGUGUUCCAGUUUAGCUUUCUCAACUAAACACUAAAGAUUAAAGAGAUGCUCUGCUUACUAAUAGUCGAAGAAAUCAACAAUCAACACAAUCAAUUCGCCGCUCAACGACGCGUUCAGAAACGAGUGUAAAGUCCCUUGCCCUGGCCUGAUAGAAGAAAAAGCAUCUUGAAGAAAAUAAAACGGCUUCCGAGCAAACGAUUGUGGUCGGCUUUCAAUGAAGCGGCAUGUCGUCCAGUUUCCACCUUCAACAAACGAUUGCUGAGCAUCACUGGUGGACUGUUUGUGGAACGCGUUAAACAUGACGAUUAUUGUGUUCCUUGUCGAUACCUCCGCCUCCAUGUGCCAGCGGGCACUGGUGAACGGUGUGCAGAAGACUUACCUAGACAUCGCGAAAGGUGCCGUCGAAACGUUCCUCAAGUUUCGCCAACGGUCGCAGGACUGUAUGGGCGAUCGGUACAUGCUACUAACGUUCGAAGAUCCACCGAACAACGUGAAGGCGGGCUGGAAGGAAAAUCACGCCACGUUCAUGAACGAGUUAAAGAACUUGCAAAGCAACGGGCUAACGUCGAUGGGUGAAGCGUUAAAGAAUGCGUUUGAUUUGCUAAAUCUAAACCGCAUGCAAUCCGGCAUAGAUACAUACGGACAGGGCCGGUGUCCGUUCUACCUGGAACCGUCCGUUAUAAUCGUGCUAACGGACGGUGGGAAAUACGCGUUCCGUAACGGUGUACACCAGGAGAUUAUACUUCCACUGCACGCCCAGAUGCCCGGUACGAAACUAACGAAGGAACCAUUUCGUUGGGAUCAACGCCUGUUCUCGCUCGUGCUGCGUAUGCCCGGCAAUCGAGUGGAGGAACGUGCGGACGGCAAGGUCCCACACGACGAUUCAAUGAUCGAAAAAAUGUGCGAAGUGACAGGCGGUCGAUCAUACAAAAUAAAGUCACAUUACGUAUUGAAUCAGUGUAUCGAAAGUUUAGUACAGAAAGUCCAACCGGGCGUUGUGAUACACUUCGAUCAGCUGAUCUCAAACAACGGUGACAGCAGUACGGCGGAUUUACAGUUUCAGUCGACCAAGCGUAUGAUUUACGUGCCGAAGCAGCACCCGUCGCAGAAAACCUUCCCGGUGGGGUACUGGCCCAUCCCGGAACCGUAUUGGCCGGAUCCGAAACUAACGAAUUUGCCACCGCGCGAUGCACAUCCGAAGAUCAAGAUCAUUUCACCGAGUUGUGAUGAACCUCAGGUACUGCGGAACUUUCCGAUCGACAAGUACGAGCUCGAGGCUAGCCCACUAACGCUGCAGAUACUGUCGAAGAAGGAAUCGAACAAAGUGUGGCCAUUGAUCGUGUCGACCGGUAUGCAGGGUGAGAUGCCAUUUGGAUAUCUAAAACCGAACAGUACCGUACCGAUCGUGCAUCUGUACGUCCUGCCGUACAACUACCAAAUGCUGCUCCCGCUUAUCAACGAUCUGUUUCACAAGUUUAAUCUAAAUCCACCGAACGAUUGGGUGUACAAAUUUACCAACUACGUCAAAACGAUCCCGCAAUAUUAUUGUCCCUUUCUGCGGCGUGCACUAGCGACCACACCGAACGUGCCCUACCAGCUGGUGCAGUACAUACUGCCGGAAAAUCUGGACAGCUACCUGUGUCCGGCCGUGGCCAACUAUCUGAAGCAGAUGAAAAAUACGGCCAAACUCGAUCAGGAAAAUCUAUGUCUACGCGUGCUGAAGCAACUAAAGCAACCGAAACCGGCAUACCAUCAGCUCGAGACAGCGAAGCUGUGCGGCACCCAACAGAUGAAGCGUGACAUCGUCACGCAUCCGAUGCUGAAGGAUACAUUCACCAAAAUGCACAUGGAAAUAGCAAACUUCGACAGCUACACGAUCGUCGUACCGUCCAUCAUACAGACGGCGGCGACGAAAAACUAUCGCAAUCCGUACGACAUUCCGCGCCGGGACCUGAUCGAUGAAAUAGCACGGAUGAGGGAAAACUUCUUCCAUCUGCCAACGAGCGGUAUUAAUGUAUUCACGAAAGAUUCCGGCCACUGUUUGCCGAUCUCGGACAUGGGCAACUAUCAGGAGUAUUUGAAAAACAAGGAAACGCCGCUGCGCGAGCUGGAACCGACGAACGUGCGGCAGCACAUGUUCGGCAAUCCGUACAAGAAGGACAAAAACAUGGUUAUGGUGGAUGAGGCAGAUUUGAACGAUCUCGCACCGAUGAAGGCGAGCGGUGUACCGGGACCACAUCCGAGCAGUCACAUGAAGAAAAGCAUGGAGCAGAGUACGGUGACGCGCAUGAGCCGGAAACGGAAGGCGGGUCCGAUACGGAAGGAUUAUGUGUUCAAACGUUCCGCGAUGGAUAUGGCCAGCAGUACGUCCGGUUCGCUCAGUGGGGAUGAUGUAAAUAUGAGUGAGCUGUUAACCGAUGAUGAGAGCUGUUCCGAGUUUAGCAGCGGUAGCGAUAUCGAGGAGGAUAAUGAAGGCUGUUUGGUAAUGGCACUAGAUGCACCGGAAGAAUUGAACGAAACGAAUGGGCUUGGUACGAUGCAGAAUUAUCCGUUGCUUCUAGACAUGGCUGGUACAGGUGGAGGUUCGUUGGAAUCAGUCCGCUCGCCGGCGGAAUCGAUCACCGCUACCAGUCCGAACAAACAAUCCGAAAAGGUUGAAUUUGGCAGUGGUUCUACGCCACCCAAUCCAAGUAUAACGUGCCGUGUGCAGUUGGUGUCGAUUGCUAGUGAGGAUGUGGCGGCAGUUUCGAUCGGUGAGGUAAAGGUAAUACAUUGUGCGGAAUCGCCCGGCAACGAUGAUACUCAAUCCGUCGGUGAGAAAGAGCAGCAACGUUCGGAUGAACCAAUAGCGUCGUCACCAUUAUCAUCCUCCUCCUCCUCCUCUUCCGCUUCGAAAAAGCAAACGCAUGAACAAAUCGAUUCAUUGGGACCACUGGUGCGUCCGGAAGCGAACGUGAUAGAAUCAGACGACGGUGGACAACGGCAACAAUCACAAACGAAGAAAGGCACGUUACAGCAGCAUGCGGAAAGAAGCGCGACGGAGCAAAGCAAUUAUGAUUCGGAACGAAUCGAUGCGGCAAAGCAGGACGGCACGGAAAAGGCAGAAUCGAACGUACGGCCAGAAGAACAAACCAUACAGCUGGAGGUUCGAUUGGAUCCAACAGACGGUGGUGGUGGUGUUGGUGUUGGUAGGAAACAGCACAUCGAGCUUAAUGAACAAAUCGAAUGUAAAACGGAACCCUCUGAUCAAGCAGCGAAAGAUAUUAAGACAGCAAGUCCCGCUUCGUUGCCGAAAGGUUUAACAGCAGAAGAGCAGCUGUCGCUAGCGAAUGUUCCAUCGCGCCAGGAAGGUGUGAAGGAAGAUGAUUAUCUAGAAACGAAUCACGACGCGGGCGAUGAAACAAAUGCGAAGGAAAGCGAGCAAAGUACAAAGGGAAGAAUACAAUCGGAUAAUACGAGUACGUUAGCGGAAGAAUCCGAUCGUGGCGUAACGAUGGCGGUAGAUUACGAGACAGAUGUACAACCGACCGGUCAGGAAGCGGUACGCAAAAGUCCGGAAACAAAGCAACCGAGUCAAGGCAUUCAAUCGACGGAGCCUGCAAAGUCCGAACAAGUUCGUGAUUUAGAGCAUAAUUUAGGUGAAAUACAUAUUCAGCAACAAUCGACAUUAGCAGAGGAGCAUACCCUGCCAACUUGGAAACCACUGCAACAGCAGCAGCAGCAGCAGCAUGAUCAGCGUUCACGCCACGCUUUAGUUUCCCAGUGGGGUCACGACACUAACAAUGGUAUGACGGACGUACUGAAGACGUCCAAGCAGCAACCGCAUGAUCAAAGGGGCACACCACGCCAUCCGGCGGUGUCACAAUGGGGUCUCGAUGCCGAUAGUGAUAUGACGGAUGUAAUGAAAAUUUCCAACAUCCUCAAAACCUGUCACAAUGGUGGAGAUAAUGACCGUGACAAGGAUAGCCACUUUGAGGAGAGUUCCGUGGAACGGUCCAACAAUGCGAACAGCAGUACGGCGACACAGGACGGCACAAAACCAUCACGCCCGGUCGGAGGUUCUGCGUCCGAGGCGGAACCGGUCAUGGUACUGGCGAACGGGCUCGUAUCGGCCGCGAUGAAUGGUGGCGACAGCAUGGUACAGCCAACGCUCAACUGGGAUUACAACUUUGCCCUUUACUCCUGCGUCGAGGACGAACAAGAGCUGGAACAGAUUGAGGAGAUGAAUCUGAAGACGCGCUCGAUCGUGUUCCGUGACAUUAGGCGACCGGGGCGCGACUACACGCAACUGCUAAAGCAUCUCGAGCUCGUCCAGGGUAGCCGUAUGACGCAGAAGCACUUCGUCGAUAUGUGCGUACACGAGGCGCGUCGUUUCCGGCGCCAUCGGAUGGUGGAAUGCAUACAGGAAUGGUGGGCCCAGCACACCGGACGAUCAGUACCGGGCAUUGUAAAACGGACGCGCGCAAAACAGGAAGGUGGCGGGGCCAACUCCUUCUACAUCUACGGUAAUAACGAUGGGCUAGAGGACGAACAGGAACACGCACUAACGCCGGACAAUCUGUACUUUGUGAACGAUACCGGUGCGUCGGUUUACAGCAGUGAAACGUUCCGCAGCACCACACCACCAAGUGCAACGUAUCUGAACAACAGCAUCGGUAGCGCAUACGGGACCACCGACUUUAGUCACAAUAAUCAUCACUUUGCUGAGGUGGUGCAUGUAUCGUACCCAAACUCUAUAUAACCCAUGUAUAACAGCCUAAGUCAACAGUUAAUGAUCCCCGAGGGAGGCAUCCUGUUAAGCAAAUUGUAAAAUUUUUAAUUAUUAAUAAUACAUCUUUACGUUUUAAAAAGCAGGCAUGUGUCUCAAAGCAUUAA